AUGGACCAGGGACCAAUCGAUGCCGGGCCAAGUACGGAUGGAGACUACGACCCGACAGGCUCAGACUAUGACACUGAAAGACGAAGAUCUGAGCCCAAGAAUGUCGGGAAGAGAUUGGCCACUGCCGCCAACGCCUCUGAUGCCCGCAGUGCCUCCCUCGGUGGUCUCCUCAGAACAGCUAGACCGGAGCCGGCCAGAUCAUCGUCUCGCACUCAAAAUGACGAUAACAACAGCGUCGAAGACGGUCUUGUCCAAUCUGCAAGUCAUCCCUCCUCAAUCCUGGACCCACCGACCUACCCCGGAGUCGGCGCCACCGCCUCAGAAGUCGCCGGUGAAGUCCGCUCCGAGGACGACGACGCCCACCUAAAAGAAGACCCCAACGAAGUCCAACAACUCCACGACCAAGACGCCCGCCCGCAUCGCAUGUAUAAGUUCACGCUCUACGAGACGAACGUCCGAUACUGGAUCACAGGAGCCGACAUCACCGACCAGAAUUUCCGCCUCUUGCGAAUCGACCGUAAUAGUGCUCCGGGACAGAUCGCGCUGUUCGAGGACGAGACGGUGUAUGAUCGGAGACAGAUGCACGAUGUCCUCAAUGCGAUUGAUCAGGGGAAUAAGCCGAAUGGAGGGUUGCGGAUGAAGUUUAGCUUUUGGGGACUGCUUGGGUUUAUCAGGUUUACCGAGGCGUAUUAUAUGCUUAUUAUUACGAAGAGGAAGCAGGUGGCUAUGAUUGGAGGGCAUUAUGUUUAUCAGGUUGAAGGGACGGAGUUGGUGCCGCUUACGACUGGUGCGAGCAGCUCGUUCAUGCGCGAUCGGAAUGCGGAGGAGGCAAGGUUUCUGGGGAUCUUGAAUAAUCUGGAUCUGACGAAGAGCUUCUACUUCAGUUAUGCUUACGACAUCACGAGCUCGCUGCAGAGGAACAUCAUUCGAGCACGGCAGGCGUUGAACGAUGGGCUGAAAGUUGCGGCGAACGACUACAAUGCCAUGUUCGUCUGGAAUCACCAUCUGCUGAAACCGGCAGUGCAAGCCUUGAAGCAUCCUUUCGACUGGUGUUUGCCGAUUAUACAUGGAUUUCUGGACCAAGCGGCGCUGGACAUUUUCGGGCGAACGGUGUAUGUCACAAUUAUUGGACGACGGUCACGCCAUUUCGCCGGUGCUCGAUUCUUGAAGCGUGGUGUGAACGACAUGGGAUAUGUGGCCAACGAUGUCGAGACUGAGCAGAUUGUUGCAGAGAAGUUGAGCACUUCUUUCCAUGCUCCAGGUCCGAGACUGUUCGCCAAUCCGAACUAUACAUCGUAUCUGCAUCACAGAGGCAGCAUACCGCUGUACUGGACGCAAGACAAUAGCGGUGUGACACCAAAGCCAGGUAUUGACAUCAACUUGAGCGAUCCGUUCUAUCAGCCCGCGGCGCAGCAUUUCGACAAUCUCUUUGAGCGGUAUGGGUGCCCGGUGUAUGUCCUCAAUCUGAUCAAGUCGAGAGAGAAAGUGCCAAGAGAGUCGAAGUUGCUGCAUGAAUUCCAAGGCUGCAUCAAUUAUCUCAAUCAAAGCUUGCCUGAGGACAAGAAGAUCUUGUACAAGGCGUACGAUAUGUCGAGGGCGGCGAAGACGAGGAACAGCGAUGUUAUUGGCGGGCUGGAAGUGAUUGCAAAGGACAUCUUGGAGAGGACCGGACUGUUUCACAAUGGCGAAGAAGGAUUGCAGGAGCCGCAAGUGCAGAAUGGUAUCGCCAGGACGAAUUGUAUCGACUGUCUGGAUAGGACAAACGCUGCGCAAUUCGUCAUCGGAAAGCACGCAUUUGCUCAGCAGCUGAAGAUUCUGGGUGUCAUCACCAAGUCGGAAUUGGCGUACGAUACUGACGCAGUCAACCUCUUUACGGCAAUGUUCCACGACCAUGGUGAUAACAUCGCCAUGCAAUACGGAGGAUCGCACCUGGUCAAUACCAUGGCUACCUACCGCAAACUCAGUCACUGGCAGAGUUCCUCUCGAGACAUGGUGGAGAGCUUCAAGCGGUACUACCACAAUUCUUUUCUCGAUUCACAGCGACAAGAGGCAUACAACCUCUUCCUUGGCAACUACAUCUGGGCCCAGGGAGCGCCUAUGCUUUGGGAUCUGGCUACGGACUACUACCUACACCAUAGCGAUCCUCGAGCCUGGCUGCAACGAAAUCGGCGGAAUUACAUACAUUGGUUCACGCCGGAGCAUCUGCAACCGCGGAGCUUGCCUCUUCGGCUGACCAGUUCUGCAGAUCAUCCUUCUCCGGAACCUAUUGCUGCUCUUGAUGAUUAUUGGCGAGAGUGCUAUCGUCCGACAACCCUCUCUUCUCUGGCAAAAGUCUACUCCUACCGCAUGACCUCCACACAGCGCUACCUCCCGGAACGACCAUACGGCGACAAUAAAUACGACUUCUCGCCCUUUGUUCGGCGAAACGACCCCCACAAACACAGCACCUCCCAAUCCUCAAACCACCUCAACGAAGCCGAAGACGAAAAGAAACCAAUCCGCAAAGGCAAACACAGCAUUCUGAGAGACAGCCGCCACUCCCACCAUGCCUCCAUAUCCUCGCUCUCCGCCUCAAACCCUCCCACCAACACCACCAAUUCCACCACCCUCAACAACAACAACAGCAUGACAAACUCCACCUUCAAACCCGCCGACAAAUCCAUCAUGCACCUCUGGACCCUCAACCAAUUCCACACGCAAUCCCUCAACCCGCACGUCUCCGAAUCCGAAGCCGCCGAAUACGCACAUUACAUCUCCCAUCCCCUCCACCUGCCCCUCGUCAUCUCCAAUUCUUCCGAAAUCGCGCCCGACGGAGGAAACAAAAACAGAGACUUAGUCGAGUAUAUCCGUAAGUCGACCGACGAGGAGGAUGAUGGGGUAGACGAUGAGGAUCUGAGGGAUUACGAGGCGUUUCUGGCGCCGAGGACGGAUGCACUGACGGUUACGGAGGAGGACGGGGCGAAGAAGAGGUAUAAGGCGUAUCGGCAGUGGUUGAUGAGGGGCAAGAGUUUGUUCAAGCAGAGUAAAGUUGAUCCGGAGUUUAGUGCUGGGGUGUGA
Molecule: messenger RNA, 3057 nt
Organism: Zymoseptoria tritici IPO323
Lineage: Eukaryota; Fungi; Ascomycota; Dothideomycetes; Mycosphaerellales; Mycosphaerellaceae
Gene: MgFIG4
Product: Polyphosphoinositide phosphatase, factor-induced gene 4
Exons: 3
Coding region: 1-3057 (1018 amino acids)
Biological process (GO): phosphatidylinositol dephosphorylation
Cellular component (GO): intracellular membrane-bounded organelle
Molecular function (GO): phosphatidylinositol-3,5-bisphosphate 5-phosphatase activity
Source: RefSeq, a predicted model, not a curated record